Hyaloperonospora brassicae is the source of this 915-nucleotide messenger RNA. The record is from the annotation of a GenBank genome assembly. NCBI's taxonomy places the organism in Eukaryota, Oomycota, Peronosporomycetes, Peronosporales, Peronosporaceae.
AUGAGCAAGUGCCGCCUGGGCGACCAGUUGCUCAAGAUCAACAACGAGAGCGUCACGUCGUGGCCGUUCGCUGAGAUCGUCGAGACGCUCGAAAUCGCGCGGCGACCGAUUUCGCUGACGUUCCGCACGACGGCCAACGUCCACACGUCGCCCCGCGCGUCCACGCCGUCGCUGUCGUCUACGCCGUCACUGGCGUCCACGUCAUUGUCGUCGAUGUCGUCCACGUCGUCCACGUCGUCAAUGCACUUUUCGUCGUCGUUGCUGCACCGCAAAGCCAAGUCGACGUCGGAGAUGGAGCCCGAGGACGGCGCGCGUAGCAAAGUGUCGAUGCACGCGCUGUUUUCGCGCUCGCGGUCGUCGAAAGCGACGCACCGGUGGAAAAAGGACCAGCGGCUGCAGGACGGAGGAGAUGUGGUGGACAACGGCCGCGAGGGCUACGACUCGGUCCGUAGUACGUGCGACGGGGUGGACGACCGCCACGACCACUCGAGCGUCGUGACCGACCGACGGCGGGACACGGAUCAGCAUCCGUAUCAGACUUUGUCGUCGUGUUAUGACAGUAGGGGCCGGGAGACGACGACGACGACGACGUCCGUGCGAUCGUCGGUGCUGUCCGAAGACGUGGAAAUGUGGUGCCGCGAGCAGGAGGAGAUGCACAGUGACAUCAUUAUGCUCUUGACAGAGACUGUGAUGCGGUGCGAGCGGCUGCAGCAGGAGAACUUGGACCAGCUGCAGAGCCUCAUGCAGCUCUCGGUUAAUAGCCCCAGCUGUCGGAGCGACUGCAGCAGUGCUGCGUCGUCGUAUGCGGGAGGCGAGAAAAGUGGUAAAGGCGACAAGUGUUUGGAGUUCAUAGACGGAGACGCAGCUGGACCGGUGGCCGAGACGAGUUCGACAAGUUCGUCCCCGAGAGCAUAA